UUCAAUGUUGUUUUUGUUUUGAAUUUCAAAAAUUAAAUAGAAAUUAUUAUACUCGCAAAAAAAUGUUAGGUCCAAUAAAACACUUAUUAAAAGCAAAACAUAUUGUAUUAGCAAGUGGAUCACCUCGAAGGCAAGAACUAGUUAAAAAUAUUGGCCUUGAAGUUGAGUUAUGUCCUUCUGAAUUUGAGGAAAACUUAGAUUAUAAAGAAUUCCCAGAUUUUGCAAGCUUUGUAAUAGAAACUGCAAAUGGGAAAGCCAUAGAAGUUUUUGAUAGGCUUACUAGAAAUUCAACGGCACCGGAUAUUGUGAUAGCAGCUGAUACUAUGGUUACGUUAAAUGAAAAAAUGUUUGGAAAACCAAAGACUCCUGAAAUCGCGUUUCAAAUGUUGUCAGAAUUAGCUGGUAAAACUCAUGUCGUUUAUACCGGUGUAGUUAUAAAACAUUCAAAAGGAAGUAUCAAAUUCCAUGAAUCAUGUAAAGUAACUUUUGGUGAUAUAACGAAGGAACAAAUUCAAUCAUAUGUUAAUACAGGAGAACCUUUAGACAAAGCUGGUGGAUAUGGGGUACAAGGGAUUGGUGGUUGUCUAAUUAAAAGCAUUGAGGGCGAUUAUUUUACUGUAGUUGGUUUACCUUUGUACAGAUUAUGCUGUGAACUCUGUAAACUUUUUCAAUAAGAAAAGAUAAAUAUUAAUUGUUGAUUGUUUUUAAAGUACCUAUCUAUCUAAGUAUAUGCAUUUUACAAAUGUAUAAAAAAAAGAAAAUUAAAUUUUCUAUUCAAGAGCUUUA
This is a messenger RNA of Condylostylus longicornis, 786 nucleotides long. RefSeq names its product dTTP/UTP pyrophosphatase. NCBI's taxonomy places the organism in Eukaryota, Metazoa, Arthropoda, Insecta, Diptera, Dolichopodidae. The record is from RefSeq and is a predicted model, not a curated record. Bases 63 to 674 code for a protein of 203 amino acids. Gene Ontology annotation, molecular function: nucleoside triphosphate diphosphatase activity. The transcript is spliced from 4 exons.